Molecule: messenger RNA, 1340 nt
Organism: Bufo bufo (common toad)
Lineage: Eukaryota; Metazoa; Chordata; Amphibia; Anura; Bufonidae
Gene: CFAP73
Product: cilia and flagella associated protein 73
Exons: 7
Coding region: 15-959 (314 amino acids)
Source: RefSeq, a predicted model, not a curated record
CCGGAGCAGCAGACAUGGAGUGCGAUCUACCGGAAUAUUUCCGCGCGGCUUUCGAGGACAAGCUGCUGGUGCAAAUGCCGGAGCGGGAGGAUGAUUUCCUGACACCAGCUACAAGGCUUCUGGAGAAGAAGCGGGAGAUGAUUGAAGUGGAACAAGCUUUAAACACUCAAAAAGAGGAAUUUCACAUGAAGGCAGAGAGUCUGCAGCAACGACGGGCCGAACUCGAACACAAAGAAGAAAAACUCAAGGAUUCCUUAUUCAAAUUUGAUAAGUUCCUCAAGGAAAACGACUCAAAAAGAAAGCGUGCGCUACGUAAAGCAGGUGAAGAGCGGCAGCUAGCAGCACAGAAGGAACGGGAAGCAAUCCGUUUACAGGCUGAUAACAUACAGCUGCAGACUCGUAAGGAGAAGCUGCUGCACCGCCAGGGGAAAAAUAGCAUAUAUCAACACUACCUGCAGAGGGUGCUAGAGAGGACUGAAGAGUUUCAGGAGGUUCAGGAGAUGAUUGAUCGGUUUAACACCCUAAUGGCCACACAAGAAAAGUUACUAAAGCGGGAGCUGGUGCACCAGGAGACUAUUGAGAAGGAAAGAGCACGACUGCUCCAUUAUCAGGAAGAGACACAUAGCCAGAUCCUAGAGCUCAAUAACCAAAUAGCAGAUCUACAGGGAGCGCUGGAAAGAACAAGAGCGGUGGUGCUUGAAUGGGAGUCAGGUUGGGCCCAAAUCCAGAACACAGCGGCAGAAAACACCCUACGUUUGGGGCGCAUCAGGAUGGCUGCUCUAAAUCUGUUCCAAACAAUCACCAAACAGAUGCAUCUAAAGUCUGACGUAUCUAUAGAGGAUACCGAAUUGCAGCUUGAAAAGAUUAAAAUGUGUUUUCUGGACCUGGAUGCCAUACACAAGGAUCUGAAGAAGAGCGAUCUUACUCCACUGACUACAGCCAUGUCUUCUACUAACUGACCUAAAUGGACGGAGCACACCACAAGGAGAUUGGGACCCUUACCAAAAUACUUUACAGUGGAUACAGCAACGUGAUGUCUACUACAUGUUAUACUUGACAAAUGGAGUAGACUGGAGGCAUGUCCACACGGGACUGAAAUGCUGCAGGUUCGCCACCACGGAUUUGCGUGUGGUAAAUCUGAAUCACAAGCAAUGUGGAUAAUAUUUUAAGAAAUCCCAUCCACGUGCUACAGAAGUAAUCUGCAGCACAAAUUGACCUAUGGUGCGGAUUUUAAACCCACAGCAUGUCAACAUGUGCUGCGUAUUUUCACUACAGAUUUUCAAUGCAUAGGGUGAAAUCCACAGCAAAUCUCCAUGUAAGGCCUUUUGCACACAAACGUA